AAUUCCCCACAGACGAUGAGCAGACUCCCCUCGAACAACGUGCGUCUUUCUGGAAUCCUGGCGUGCCUGUCAGCUGAUGGGAGCCAAUCCGUGGCCCCUGACCGUCACUAGGUGGGUCUGUGUUUAAAACACAACGCAAUGCCCUGAUGCCAACGCAUUCUCUAACCACUUGAGUCUCGAGUUUAUUCCAAUGACAGCGCGCGAUGACAAUGCACCGGUAGGGGACCACAGUUUACGCACUGGCACCUUCAGGGGGACACCGACUGUGGAGAGCUUAUGUCCCCUGGUAACGCGAUGGAUAACUCAAGCGUGGUGGUCACGGUUGUUCCGACUGCUGGCCAAACAGAAUUCCUCAACUUCACCAUAAAUGACACCAUCUCCCGACUCUCAGAAAGCUUCUCGGAGGAACUCGCCAUGGCAGGAUUACGCGUAACGAACGACCAGGUAUCUCUGAAAGCCAACACUCUCAGCACUGCCUUUGCUGCUGGGCUUCGGGCUAAACUGCCGCCGACGGAACCCGCUCACCUGGUGAUUGCCUUUUGGGAUUCCCCACUAAGUCACGGAAUCAAUGUGUUUGUGGGGAUUGUCCUGUGCUUCACCAUGCUGGGGCUAGGGUGUACGGUAGACGUUAGCCAGCUUGGGGAGCAUAUCCGCAGACCCAUCGGGGUGCUGCUGGCGCUGGUGUGUCAGUUCGUCAUCAUGCCACUGGUCGCCUUCCUGCUAGCUUUGGCAUUCUCGCUCGACGAUGUGGCGGCUAUGGCCGUUCUACUGUGUGGCUGCUGUCCAGGAGGAAACCUAUCCAACAUCAUGUCCUUAUUAGUGAACGGGGAGAUGAAUCUGAGCAUUAUCAUGACCAUCUCCUCCACGGUCCUAGCACUGGUGCUGAUGCCGCUGUGUCUGUGGAUAUACAGCCGCGCCUGGAUCAACACCCCCGUGGUCAACCUGAUGCCGUUCGGCGCGAUCAUCCUCACCCUCUGUAGCACCCUCAUACCCAUCGGCCUGGGGGUCGUGCUCCGGUACCGCUACAACCGGGCGGCCGACAUCGUUUUAAAGGUGUCCCUGUGGUCUCUGCUGCUGACCCUGGUGAUGCUAUUCAUCAUGACAGGAGCCAUGUUGGGGCCAGAGCUUCUGGCCACCAUCCCUCCAUCUGUCUACGUGGUGGCUGUCCUGAUGCCUGCCUGUGGCUACGCUGCAGGCUACGGCCUGGCCACCCUCUUUGAUCUCCCGCCCAACGUCCGCAGGACUGUGUCCCUGGAGACCGGGUGCCAGAACGUGCAGCUCUGCACAGCCAUCCUGAAGAUGGCCUUCCCACCACAGCUGAUGGGGGGCAUGUAUAUGUUCCCUCUACUCUACGCCCUCUUCCAGGCAGCCGAGGCUGGCAUCUUCAUCCUGGCCUAUCAGAUGUACAGGAAAGAGGUUCUACACAAACCAGACACAAACCCACUGGGGGACAAUGGGGAUAUUGGAUAUAAUAGGUUUGAAGAUGAAGAUAUGGGCUUUGACACUUCUUACGGGGCGGUGACCACAAGUGACCCAAAUCUCAUCAUGUUAGAGCCUUGUCCUGAUGCUACUCCUGUUUAGUGUGCAUGAGACAAUGAUGACCCACCGUGGGUGAUGUGGUGCAUACAUAAUGACAUUCAGGUCUGCUCAUGACAUCGCUAUCAAAAAUAAUUUUCAUGUCAGCAACCUUUGACUGCAGGGCAGCAACCCUAUGGGUGUGUACAUGUCUCAUGACAGGACAGAAGAAUCAAAAUAUUAUGGAGGGAGAGAAAGUUACAAAAUAUAAUUGAAGCAAGCAUAAGCCGUAUGACCAUGAAAAAAAUAUGAACAGGUUUGUUUAAGUAAAAAAUGCUAGUAUAUCUGAGCUUACUUCAACAUAUUGUGUAUGAAAGAAAAUUGCUGUGAAAAUGGAAAUCAUCAAAAAUAAUCUCUAAAUUCAUCCACUCUCACAUCACAGAUGCAGGACAACAUUGUUUCACAAAGGUGUCAUCAUCUCACUUGCUUGUAAAGUCUAACAUAAUCAUCUGAUCUACAUGACUAAACAUUGUCAAUUAUUAUUUUGCAUUCAAAGCAAGUGUUCAAGUUCAAGUCCACUUGUUUUUGGUUCUUUUGGUGCCUAUGGUUUCAGUUCAAGAAGAGACAAAUAAUGCAGUACAAUCCAUCAACAAAGCCUAAUAUAACUACUCCAUAUCACCAUUAGUACGAUGACAAACAGUCUGUAAAAUGUACAACUGUGUAUAUGUUUA
This is a messenger RNA of Coregonus clupeaformis (lake whitefish), 2246 nucleotides long. RefSeq names its product solute carrier family 10 member 4 (gene slc10a4). The record is from RefSeq and is a predicted model, not a curated record. Bases 277 to 1581 code for a protein of 434 amino acids. The transcript has 3 exons. Lineage: Eukaryota; Metazoa; Chordata; Actinopteri; Salmoniformes; Salmonidae. Gene Ontology annotation, molecular function: bile acid:sodium symporter activity. Gene Ontology annotation, biological process: bile acid and bile salt transport. Gene Ontology annotation, cellular component: membrane.